Molecule: messenger RNA, 827 nt
Organism: Magnolia sinica
Lineage: Eukaryota; Viridiplantae; Streptophyta; Magnoliopsida; Magnoliales; Magnoliaceae
Product: umecyanin-like
Exons: 2
Coding region: 65-637 (190 amino acids)
Cellular component (GO): plasma membrane
Molecular function (GO): electron transfer activity
Source: RefSeq, a predicted model, not a curated record
AGAAGAGAAGAGAAGAAAGGGCGAACUGAGAACACAAGACUUCUAUUACGAUAAAGAGAGAGAUAUGGCUUCUUCUUCUUCUUCUUUCAUGGGAUUGAUUGUAGUUGUCGUUGUAGCAGCUUUGCUUCAGUGCACUGCUGCGGCGACCUACACGGUCGGUGACACCACCGGAUGGACGAUCCCCUCAGGAGGUGCUCAAUUCUACCCCAAUUGGGCCGGCGGCAAGACGUUCGUCGUUGGCGACAUUCUCUCCUUCAAUUUCAGCCCUCAAAACCACGAUGUUGCCACGGUGACCAAGGCACAGUACGAUGCCUGCACUGCACCCUCCGAGGGUAAUAUCAUAAGAACAAGCCCAGCAAACAUCACUCUCAGCACUGCCGGCAAUCACUACUACAUCUGCACAUUCUCUGGGCACUGUGCGGCCGGACAGAAGCUAACCGUCAACGUCGUCUCCUCUGGCACUGGCACCCCAACAACCCCAACAACCCCAACAACACCGCCCACCGUCCCAGCCGGCGGCCCUUCACCACCACCCACAUCAGGGGACUCCACGCCCCCCAACGCUGCUACGUCUCUUGCCGCCGGCUUUGGCACUGCAGGCGUCGUUGCCGCCGUCUUCUCCGCCUUCUUCCUUUAGAUGAGUCAUUGCCAUGACUGCCUGAUUUUUCUGUCUUGAGUGUUUUUCUUCUCCUCCUUUUGUCCGUAUUAUUUUUAGUACAGCGGCCCAUCUGUGAGGGCAUUGGACUAGAGUGAUUCAUUUCUGUAUUUUAGUUGCAUGAUACACACGUUUUUUAGUCAGACUAGUUAAUAAAAUUAGAUCAUUCUUA